AUGUCUUCACCUAAGCUCACUGCAUCAGAGCCCAAGGACACUGAAUGCAGUAUAACAUGUGAUGUCCAAGGAUCCGAAGAGCAAAAUAUCACAUCCUCGACACGCGUUAACCACAUUGACCAAGUGUGGUCCAACAUCUUUUUGGGAGACAAGUAAGUAAAAUUACAUAACAUAAUGGACACUGACCUACAAUAGAAAGAUACAAUGUGACAAACAAUAUGACAAGUCUUGUGCACUUAUAGUGGCAGCAAUUUUGAGAUUGUAGCAGUCUUCAGUAUUAAAUUCUCUCUGCUAAGGUUCAGGAUGUAGGUUAGUACAAUUCAAUGUAUACAGAUUCCUUGUUUAUUUAAUAUUAAGUAUUAAAGUAUAUAGACUAUGCAAUAUGAAUAUUCUGGCUUACACUGGCUAGGCGACACAUUCUCCUUUUAUCAUAAAGACAUCUAACUGGGGGAGGCAUUUGAGUUGUAAAACUAAUUUAGCAGAUAUAUGCUUACUUUACAUGUCCUUCAAAAAGAGUGCUGGAAGAACAUGUUUAUUAAGAUAUUUAGGGCAAGUUUGAGCAUUUCCGAGACUAUAUAUUUUCUUGUCUAUUCUCUAACCGACCACUGUAAUGAUUGAGGUUGAUCAAUUACCAACCCUAGUAUCUCAGGUGUGUUAGUGAGGAGCAUAAGUGUGGAGUGGCUGUAUUGCCAUAGACAUGGGCAUAUGUAAACUGACUUAAUGGUGAAACUUGUUCGCCCUUGCAUUUGGGUAAAUGCAUUGUGUAUACAUGUAUCUUCUUGUCCCCACCCCCCCACCCCCCCUUUCCUUAUGUACUCCCUACCUAGUAUUGCUGUAAUAUUGUGAAAAUAAUUAAAAUUGUCAAAUUUUUAAAAAGUGUAAUUCUCUCAAUAUACAGAGAAGCAGCCAAAAACACAGCCCUUCUACAAGACCUAAACAUUACUUAUAUUUUGAAUGCCGCUGAAGGUGAUGCGAAUAACCAACUGGACAGGACAACUUACGAUAAUCUAUCCAUCAAGUACAAGGGGUUUAUGGUUCUUGAUGACCCACGCUUUAACAUCAGGCCCUACCUAGAAGCUGGUGCCCUUUUCAUCAAUGAAGGAUUGUCCUCUAGUGGUAGGUAAUCAUUUCUGGUAGAACGGGAUAAACAGGAUCCUCUCAGGAAAACAAAAGAAAUAACAUUAACAACUAAAUAACUUACAGGUGUGGUGCACAAUAGGUCUAAAAACUGCAUGUGAAUAUUCCUUAGAGAUUCAUUGCUCCAAACCUAUCUACCGCUAAAAUUAUUAUUAAUUUCCUCACAAGCAGCCAGCAGACAAACUGCUAAAAAAAAAAAGUUGAAAAGAAAAUAUAUGAAGUAUAUGUAAACAAAUGAGAAAGACUCAUCCCUACCUUUAGUGUAUGACAGGAUACUUCAGCCAUAUACAUGCACCUUGAAUCAGACAUUGAAAACCAACAGUUAGUCUCUAUGGUCUUCCCUGCUUGUAUGUAGGGAGUGAAGCAGGGAAAACCAUAGAGAGUAACUCAAUUUUAUUCACUCAAAUAAUUGCCAGGAAUUCAAAGUGAGUUUUAAAUUCUAGGGCAAAAUAGCCAAACUGAAAGCAGAAUUGAUUUAGGGAUUUUAUCCAAUUUGGCAUUAUUUGCAAAACUUUUGAAAUUCCCUUUGAAUUCAAUUAAAUUCCUGGCAAUCCUCACUCUAGUGCAGUGGUAGUCAACCUUUUUCUACCUACCGCCCACUAAUGCAUCUUUCUUGAUGGAAAAAUUUCCUUACCGCCCACCAGUUUUUGCACAAGUGCAGAAUAUUGGUUAAGACACAGUGUCAGGAUGGCCGAGCGGUCUAAGGCGCCAGACUCAAGAUCAACUUCUUACACAAUAUUGGAGUUCUGGUCUCCACAUGGAGGUGUGGGUUCAAAUCCCACUUCUGACAGCUUUUGACCGUAUCUUCCGAAGGAUAUUGAUACCUUAGAGAGGGUUCAGAGAAGGGCUACUAAACUAGUUCAUGGAUUGCGGGAUAAAACUUACCAGGAAAGGUUAAAGGAUCUUAACAUGUAUAGCUUGGAGGAAAGACGAGACAGGGGGAUAUGAUAGAAACAUUUAAAUACAUAAAGGGAAUCAACACAGUAAAGGAGGAGACUAUAUUUAAAAGAAGAAAAACUACCACAACAAGAGGACAUAGUCUUAAAUUAGAGGGACAAAAGGUUUAAAAAUAAUAUCAGGAAGUAUUACUUUACUGAGAGGGUAGUGGAUGCAUGGAAUAGCCUUUCAGCUGAAGUGGUAGAGGUUAACACAGUAAAGGAGUUUAAGCAUGUGUGGGAUAGGCAUAAGGCUAUCCUAACUAUAAGAUAAGGCCAGGGACUAAUGAAAGUAUUUAGAAAAUUGGGCAGACUAGAUGGGCCGAAUGGUUCUUAUAUGCCGUCACAUUCUAUGUUUCUAUGUUUCUAAGAAAGGAGGGUGUGUUAAAAAAAAAAAGUAUGUACAUUUAUCUUUUUAUUUCUACUUUAUGCAUGUUUAUAAUGUUUUUAACCCCUUCAGGACGGAGUCAAUAGUACACGUUCUGAUCAAAACAAAACGUAACGAAAACUGGAAUUUGCGCUAUACGUCUGUUCAACCAUAAUUCAUCGCUGUCACAUUAAGUGCACCCACACUUAUUAUAUAUCAUUUUGUUCAGGAGAAACAGGGCUUUAAUUUAUCAUUAACUAUUCAUAUAUGGAACAUAAUUUAUUAUGAAUAAAAUGUAAAAAAAUGUGAGAAAAUAAGAUUUUUUUUUAAAUUUGUAUUUCCGUCUGACAUUUUAGCUGUUAAUGUCAUAAUACUGUUUUUACUGCAAAAAAAAUGCACAUAUUUGUAAUCAGCGAUGUCUCACGCGGACAACAGUACCCAUUAACAGGUUUUAAGGUGUUUAGGAAAGUUACAGGGUCAAAUAUAGAACGUUCCAUUUUCAAAUUGAAAUUUGCCAGAUUAGUAAUGUUACUUUUGAGAAGGUGUGGUAGUCCAGGAAUGAGAAUUACCCCCAUAAUGGCAUAGCAUUUGAAAAAGUAGACAACCCAAGGUAUUGAAAGUGGGGUAUUUUUAGUCUUUUUUAGUAGCCACUUAGUCACAAACACUGGCCAAAGUUAGCGUUCAUAUUUGUUUUUGUGUGAAAAAGCAAAAAACUAAUAUUUGGCCAGUGUUUGUGACUAAGUGGCUACUCAAAAAGAUUGGACAUACCCCACUUGCAAUACCUUGGGUUAUCUACUUUUGCAAAUGGUAUGCCAUCAUGGGGGUAAUUCUCAUUCCUGGGCUACCAUACGCUCUCAAAGGUAACAUAACCAAUCUGGCACAUUUCAAUGUCAAAAAAAUGAAAUGCAAGCCUUAUAUGGGAACUCUCUAACAUUCCAAAACACCAUAAAACUUGUACAUGGGGGGUACUGUUAUUCUCGGGAGACUUCACUAAACACAAAUAUUAGUGUUUUAAAACAGUAAAACAUAUUACAACAAUAAUAUAGUCCAUAAAAGUGCCAUUCGUUUGUAAAAAAUGCAAAAAACGUCACUUUUACUUAAAAUAUCAUCAUUGUAAUACAAUGUAUCAUUUUGAAACACUAAUAUUUGAGUUCAGCGAAGUCUCCCAAGUAAAACAGUACCCCCUAUGUACAGGUUUUAUGGUGUCUUGGAGAGUUAAAGGGUCAAAUAUAGUGCUUGCGAAUUGUAGAUUAUGCUAGCUUUAGUGUACCUAUAAUCUUAAUUUUAUUAAUGACAGGAAUUUGCUUAAGUCUCUCUUUACUAGAACUCCACAGCAGCACAGAAAAACAACCAAUCAGAAAAAAGUUAGUUACUAUAAAACUCCCCUCCCCAUGCAUCAUUUCCUCUUUUAAGCUGUGACAAAAACAGAAUAAAAGGAAGAAAACAUAAUGGGGAAGAAACAAAGUCCUACAUACAAUGAAUACAACAAUGUCAACCAUCCGAGAAGAACUGCCAAACCAGAUAGCGUUGAUGGACUGUGAACUGAAACGAGAGAAAAACAGAAUCGAACAGGUUGAUUAUCCAAUGAAAUGUACUCUGAAUAAACAUGUAGGUACCCAAUGUAGCAACCAAAGGUACCUUAAUAUGUAGAUAUCCCAAACAUACUUAUGAAAAAACAGACAUAAGAACAGGCAACAGGUAGCAGAGACAACAAGCAGAGAUGCAUACGUACCUGAUUAUUCCAAACUAUUAAAAUUAAACAAGGGAGGGAUAAGAAUGGGUGGGAAAUACUCACCUCCUGUCAUUAAUAAAAUUAAGAUUAUAGGUACACUAAAGCUAGCAAAAUCUACAAUUUUAUAACAUGACAGGAGGCUUCGUAUUUGCUGUUUUAACGUUCAAUCAACAAAUCCAACGCUCUUUGUUUCGCUGGUACCUAUUCCGGGAACUAUCCGAGCAAUCCUAAAUGGACUUUCCAACUGAGAUAAAUGACAAUAGACCGAUCGUUGAAGAUGCCAGUUGACGAAGCAUCCCAAAUACGGAAAAAAACACCAUCCGCUGAUAGAUCCAUUGUACGUGGGGUUGCAACCUGUUUCCUACCAGCCAGUCCAUGAGCUGCCAAGCUGACCUAUUAGCCAUUUCCCUGUAGUUAUAAAAUGUCGAAGGUCAUUUGCGGACUUAGGGCCGCAAUAAGACACUGCCACCAUGUCUCAUCUCUUGAUGUGUAAGGUGGUUCCACCGAUCGUGCCCAGGUCACCCGGCGAUGUGGCCUUGCAGGCAGAUCUUCAAUCUCAAGGAAUGCGCCUAAGUCCACCAAUUCUGCAAUAGAACCGAGUAGGAUCUUUCGUUCCCUGAUGGCCUACCCGGUGAGAUGUCUCAUCCGAGAAUACAUUUAUUAUGCAGGCAAGAGUGUGGCAAACUAGCUCUAUCCAAAGUGAUUCCAAUAUUCCAACUGGACUUUUUUAUCCACAGCUGCGGUAGAGAAAGGACUCCAAAAAUGACGUCCAAUGAGGGUCCCAAACUGAACUUAUGUGGUGGAACGGUGGUCGACUAUUCUGGAAAUAGCGGGUCCCGGAAAUAUUCAAAGGGAUGGGAAACGUAAACCGGAGUUGAGAUUCCCAUCCAGAUGUCAACGUCUAAGAGUGAUGAGAUGUACGGAUCCAAUGGCAAUUGGGAUCUGUAUAACAACGAAGAGUCCUCACGUGCUGUAGUGAGAGAGUGAAAUAGUCCGAAUACCUGUCGUACGAUCCUGUUCCAUGCCCGACCUGUCAAAAUUCGUGUAGGGGUUCCUGGUAUACACGCCACCUACAAGAUAGGGUAUAAUAUAGUGAGACCCUUAGGUCCCUGUACCCCUGACUGUCCGGGCAUGUAUCUCCCAGAGUAGACCCUAGGUCAAGGGACCCAGGAAUGUGAUUUUGAUAAUUGAAGUCAAAGUCUCCCUAUAGAGGGAUACCUCCCUUCUUAGCUUGCAGUUCCGUGAACACGUAGCGUUCUCCAAUACGCAGGCAAGGUGUAAAGUCCGUUCGCUCAUGACAGGUGACUCCAGAGAGCAGAUAUAGCGAAAAAAGAAGGGUCUAGCUUCAGCCGACCGAAACAUGUGUUGUCCCGUUUGAGAAUGUCGGCAGCCGUAUCUGAGUCUGCUACACAUCCUGAGCCGUACUCCAGUGGUAGAUUGUGACCCGACUUUGACGUCUGUGUAGGAGUCGGGGCACACCAGGUUCCUCCAUAGAGUCUCGCAGGUCUCCUUGAUGGUAGUUGAAAAGGUGGGUUAGCGCAAACCCAAACCAAAACGGCUCCCAUGAGGGAUAUAUAGAGUAUAGAGGGCCCUCCAUCUCUCCAGGUAUGUGCUCAGAGGAGUAGGGGCAGGCCUGCCAUCUUAUCCCAAGAUUGUAAUGACCAGGGAACACAAGAUGACCGGGGUUUCCGGUCUUACCAUGCGAUCCAUGCAUAUGGUGUACUUUCAGACCAGGUAGUAGGCCUUCCCUAGUCUUGUUACCCAAGCAAGGCAGUGCCCGUUUGCUCCAUGAAGGUCUCCGUAUCUCAUGUCAUCUUGAUAUGGGAAAACUGUCUGCACAGUUUGUUCGCAAUGGUCCAGAUAUCCAAAACAGAAUGCAAUUCUCUGUUUUAUAUAGCGCAGAAUAUACCAAAACCUGCACUCUUGUAAUACCUGAGGCUCACCCGUUAGCCGUAUCGUCUCCAGGAGUGUGUGUAAAUAAGUGGGAGUCUACCCCCGUUAUACCUCUGUAAGUAUUUCUUGCGUGUGGUACAGUGGUCCGGAUCCAGUAGAUCCAUUACAGGAGAUAAAAUAGAGGAAUCCAGUCUAAAUAUGUAUAUCCUGCAUGAUCAGGCAGCCCUCUAUAAGGAAAUCAGUAGCACUGUCAUUAGAUCUAAUUGAAUGCAUGAGGGACGCCCCUCUAUGCAGUCAUCGAGGUCUUGUACAGGUACUAGCCUGUGGGAUGAACAAAUGGACGGCACCAUAGAGCGUUGAGUGUAUGAGAGAGCCGCGCUCUCUAAUAAUGUGACCGAAUUCCGUGUCAGCGUCCGGCUGAUAGCCUGAGCGGGCCGCACCCGUUAAUAGUAGAGUCUACAUCCGUGACCGAUUCUCUCUAUGAGAAUGUGUCACUCCAAACAUGUCCUCUGUAUCCCACUCAGUAUCGGGCUGAGGUUGAGGGAGGGCCGCGCCCUCUAAUAACAAAUCAGUGUCCAGUUCUGUAUAUGAGAGGGGUUUGCUCUCUGUUCCUGAAAAUAAAAUAUCAUUCUCGGAUCGAGGUGAUGGAGGGCCGUACCCUCUUGUGAUCCAAACUAGACUCAGGGUGACCAACUGUAGGGGUACACCAAUUACUAACAUCAGCAUAAGACUGAGGUCUUUAGGUGGGUCUCUCCCCGACCACAAGACCUCUCUCUGAAUCGCUCACCUGAAAAGGAAUCAACUGGUAGUAAACCAGACCGAUGGCAGAUGGGAUAGUAUACAACCUCGGGCCGUGUCCAUUCUUAAUAACAGAAAGGGAUGGUGCGAAAAUGCAACCUUCAGAAACAAUGAUGGAAACUACCAACUGACCGCCCGGAUCCCGUGCGCACGCGCGGGGUCAAGGACUACCGUCGGUAGUCUGAGGAAAGCUGGAGACAUUCUCCGCAAUCCACGAGCGCCCAGGAGGUCGGAGGAGGUCAAGUCAGGCCUCUCGACGACCCGAGCGAUGGGAAAAGGAAGGCACAAAAACAAUAAGAAAUGUAGAUAAGGGUAAAUACGUAAAUUCUAACUCGGAUAGAAGGCAAAUAGCAGGCUGGAAGGCAAGUCAAGUAAGCCCCACUGAACAGGGCCAGGAGCUAACCUUACACAGGAAUUACUACUGAUAUCUAGAUGGAUAUCAGGAGGCAGUUAGAGGGUUAGUUGUUAAAGACAAGGAAACACUGUGUCCCCCUGUAGACGUCUGAGUACCGGUCCCUGCCUGUGCGAAGUUCUCCUUGGAGACGUGCCGUUGCCGGGCUGGUGUAAACCGUGGAUGCAUGCCCGGGGUCUUCAUAAGAAACCUUGCCCUUCAGGCAUGAGGUUUAGGGCCUUCACCCUUCCCACCAUACUCAGGUGGCCGUAUACUGGCGUCCUCUUGGAUAGUAUGGCAACGGUGCUUGCCUGGACACCUUGCUAUCUCCAUGUCACUAGUGGGUACUGGGUUUUCCUCAGUGAUAUUCCCACAGGCCUGCAGCCAAAAGGGGGUAGGCACCGAUAGAGCAGGCCAGCAGGCCAAACGAAUGGGCACAGAAUAGUUGGCCAAUCAAAUAGGCACAGACAUAGCAGGCCAGUCAAUGGGGCACAGACAUAGCAGGCCAGUCAAUGGGGCACAGACAUAGCAGGCCAGUCAAUGGGGCACAGACAUAGCAGGCCAAUCAAUGGGGCACAGACAUAGCAGGAAAAUCAAAGGGGCACAGACAGAGCAGGACCGUGAUAGCGUUCCGACAGCCGUAGGGCCCACCUGCGUGUGUAGAGGCCACUAUAUAUAUAUAUAUAUAUGUGCGUAAUGAAACAGGGAAACCUUGGGUUAAAUAAUUUCAAUAUGUAAAACCCAUUAGCAGGGUAGUAAUGUGAUUAUAACAGUAUUUUUACAUAAUACCUCUGGAUUAAGUUGCUAUAAUGUCUCCAGUCUAAUAUCACAGAUGUUACAGCUACUAGUGAUGAAGUGCUAUACCACUAUACAGGGAACUGGCAGACUUAAAUGUUUGGCCAAAGGCAGAAAACCAAACUGCAGGCAUCUCAGAGCAGUACAGGGUGUACUGCCUAAAGCAUAUUCUCCAGCCCAGAAAAAUAUUUAUAUAAAAUUAUAUAAAUGUGGAGUCAUCUUGGGUUAUAGAUUAACCCUGAGCAGAGUGAAUGGCACUCAUCUGAUAUAAAAAAACUCAGUCCGUGAUCGGAAUCCGGCCUUGAUUGACAGAGGGGAGGAAAGCCCCUCAAAGAGACCUCCAACCAGUUAGGAACAGACGGGGGGAGGGGCUGCGAGCGGUCGCACCCUCCCCCGCCCGGUCACGGCGGUCCACGGGCGGAGGCGGCCACGUGGGAAAGGAGAUCCGGCCGCCGGGUGCUCAUCUCGAGCUCCCAUGCGACCGGAAAAAACACACACAGGACCGCCGAAGAUGAACUCUGCGGUCCCGGAGCUCGGGGAUCGAAGGAGGCAAAUGCACUCAGCCUCCUGAAGCCCCCAAGCGGCGCACACAGACACCGCCAGACAUAAGGACAAAGGCGGAACAAAAAAAUAUAACAACGAGCAUACACAAAGUUGGGAGACCGACAGGGGGGACAAGGCCAAGGGGAUAGAGGGGACAGGAGGACCCCAAAGACCCCCCAGAAAUCCAAACUAAAUAUGUAUAUAACAGUGAUAGCCUGAAGUUUCAAGUAAAAAUAAAGUCCCACAGGGGUUUUAACAAAACUGCAUGUGUAAGGAAUAUUUACACAUGGCCAAGGUAAUACUGCAUAUAAAAUGAAUCCCACAAGGCCUAAAUAAAAAAUUCUGAAAAGAUAUUCAAUAUAUAAGCAUAAAAAUCCCACAAGGGAAAAUAAAAUACUGAAUAUGAAGAAAUAAAUCCCACAAGGAACAUAACAAUAUUGUAUUAUAAAAAUAAAAUCCUCAAGGAUUAUAGCAAAACUGCAUUACAAGAAUAAAAUCCACAAGGAUUCUAACAGUACUGCAUUAUAAAAAUAAAAUCCCACAUGGACUAUAACAAUACUGCAUUUAUAAGGCUAAAAUACUUAAUAUAAGCAAUAAAAUCCCAAAGCCACCCACUAUAAGCAGGAGGCAGUGGUAGUCUGACCUGUACUGACUGCGGAGCAGCAAAGAAAGAGGAAAUGAUGCAUGGGGAGGGGAGUUUUAUAGUAACUAACUUUUUUCUGAUUGGUUGUUUUUCUGUGCUGCUAUGGAGUUCUAGUAAAGAGAGACUAAAGCAAAUACUCGCCUCCUAUCAUGUUAUAAAAUUAAAUUCUCUGCACUUUCUCCCUGUGUUGUCAGGCAUGUCAAUCAAAUUUUAAUUAAUCAAAUCACAUAAUUAUGUUAAAAGAUUACUCAAAUAUACAAGUAGAAUUUUAAUAUAUAUGCAUUUAUAGGUAUUUAAAUUCUACGUGUAUACUAAUGUAAUCUUUUAUGUAAUUAUAUGUAUAUCUAUAUAUAUAUAUAUUUGCGGUUCUUUGUAUUUUAUAUAUAGAUAGAUAUAUAUAGAAUGUCAUUCUAAGUGUAUUUUGUUACCAAUAUAUAUAUAUUAAUAACAAAAUACAGUUAGAAUGACAUUACAUAUGAAUAUAUAAUUUAUAUUACAUUUUGUUUCAAUAUUUUAUUUAUUUAUUAUCGUAAUUAUAUGUAUAUAUAUAUAAUAUAUGUGUAUAUAUCUAUUAUAUAUAUAUAGUAUAUAUACAUAUAUAUAUGUAACGUCAUUCUAAUUGUAUUUUAAUACUAAUAUAUGUACUUAUAUUAAUAUUAAAAUACACUUUGUAUGACGUUACAUAUAUAUAUAUAUAUUAUAUAUAUAAUAGAUAUACAUAUAUUAUAUAUAUAAAAAUACAUUUAUUUUAUUUUAAACAUGUUUAUUUUUUUUUUACUUUCCCACCUGCAGGGGGACUGUCUGACAUUUUAGACAGUCCCCCUGCUGGCAGAUCCACAGCCAGCUAUAGGGGGCCAUGUGAUGGCUCUUUGAGAGCGAGGCCUCAUUUGCCGGGAGAGGGCUGGGCUGUCAGACAGCCCUCCAGAAGAGGAUCGCGGCGGAGGUAAGUCCACCGGACCUCCAGGGGCUCAAAGCUGUUACGGCGUUCUAUGCCGCCGCAACGGCUUUAAAGCCCUUUUAAUGCGAGACGGCAUAGAACGCCGUAACGGCGUUAAGGGCUUAACUUUAUAAAGUUUCAUUAGAAAACAAAAUUAGCUUUACUAGUGAGAUCCUUGAGGCUGAUGCUGCGAGACUAAAUAUUUUAUAUCUGGUUUGAUUUUUGUAAGGAACAAACGAAGGUCUCCUCUUUCGGUGAUAUUCAGACAGUUUCUCUGUUUGCUCAUAAUAUGAUUAACAGCACUAAAGCCUGAUUCUACAAGAUAUGUGGUAGGGAAAAGUAUCAAUAAGUUGAACAUCAUUUUCCACAUAUUUAGAUAUAACGCAGGCAUUUUUUUAUUUUGCCAGAGUUUUUUGUAUCCAUCACUGCCAAAAUUACAUUUACUCUCUUCGUCAUAUUUAAGUUUUAAUAGUUCUUCUUGGCAAGUUAUAUCAACCUCAGCAACAUUUGCUGUAAAAGGAUGUAUCAUCCAGUCAUGCACCUUUAAGUUCAAAAUAUCUUGAAAUCGUUUUUCCAUAUCCAAUUUGAGUUCCUUGAGGUGGCUACUGAACCUUUCAAUAUCCCCCGGAGUUACAUCAUUGUUUAUAGAGGACAAUUCAGGAAACAUAAAAUUCUCUCUUGAAAAUAUUAUGAGGGAGAAGAUCAAGCUUUUCGAUAAAUAAUGACACAAUAUUUUUGCAGCUUAUAAGAGUUAUAUUGACUCCUUGAAGCUGCAAAUUAAUUUCAUUAACUCUCUUGAAAAUGUCUGCCAAAUAAAAGGCAUCAUUCUUUAAGUUUUUUAACUGUUCAUAGAGACCAGCCUCAUUAUCACUUUCAAAAAACUGUACAACACUAUCAAAUAAUGCAACAAAAUGAGACAAGCAUGUACCCUUUGAGAGCCAUCGAACUUCUGUAUGUAAAUGUAACCUAAUAAAAUGCUCGUUAUUGUCCUGGCACAGCUGUCAAAACAUUCUAUCAUACUUGGCAUUAGAUUUUAUCUUAUUUACAGCUUUAAUUAUUAUACUUAAUGAUGAAUGGAGACUUGUACUUAAAUGUUUUCCUACAAUAUGUUGUCUGUGCACAACGCAAUGAAUACACAAAAAUAAACUUCUUCCUUCAAGUAAGCAACAAACCCAUGAUAGCGGCCUACCAUUGAUGGUGCUCCAUCAGUAGCGCAUGCAACAAUAUUGUUCAAGGGUAUAUUAUUUUUUGCAAAGUAUGAUUUCACAGCAUUAAAUAUUGAUAAUCCUUUUGUAUCUGUAAUCAGAUUGACAGUGAAUAGCAUUUCUUCUUGCAAUGUAUUAUUUUCAUCAAGGUACCGUACAUAUGUCAUCAGUAAAGCAUUAUUAUCUGCAAUGACAGACUCAUCCAAUUGUAUGGAAAAUUAAGAAUUUUGGAGAAUACCUAUAAGUUUAUUUUCAACAUUAGCCGCCAUUUCGUCAAUGCAUCUCUUUACUGUGUUAUUGCUAAGGGGCAAUGUUUUUUUUUUUUCCAAUAUAUUUUUUAUUGAAAUUUCGUCAUCAAUGAUACAGUUUGAACCAUUGAUACAAUUGAGAGUAGUACAUCAAGGUAGUACAAAUAACAGGUACAACAUUAACGUUGGGGUACGGUUGGGAGUAUGUACAGUUAGGUAACAUAUAGCGGUCUGUAUAGUCGGUUAAACAAUCAUUGCUCAUAUCGCCAGCCCAACAUCUGGUCAGCCCGUGUUCACCUGGUGGUGGGUACUGGUAUGCUUCCCUAUGCUCUAUCUUAGUUUACACAUAUGGUUACUGGUGGCGGUUAUAGGGUGAUAGAGGAUGUCCCUGACCUUGCAGUUCCACCUUACUUAUGCCGGUUGUAUAGUUCUAUCCAUGGUGACCAUGUUGUGUUAAACCUCUGUGCCGUUUUGGCGUCAGGAGCGGCCAUUUUUUCGUAGAUGUAGAAUUGGUGUAUUUUGUCCCGCAGUUGGGUUUUGUUUGGGCAAGUUGUGGAUUUCCAGUGGAGGGCCAGUAGGCUGCGGGCUGCUAGGGCGAUAAUGGCACACAGCUGUUUGUGCGAGUUUCGGAGUGUCGGGGGAAAUCUCAGGAGUAAAUAUAUGUCGGGUGUCUUUUGGGUAUCUGGGAUUUGGAGUGCUCUGAUCGUAUUGUGUACCUCUGUCCAUAGGGGCUGGAUGUUGGGGCACUCCCACCAGACAUGUAUAAGUGUGCCCUCCUCUGCGGAGCAUCUCCAACAUAGAGGAGUCGUGUUUGGGUAUAUUUUGUGGAGUUUGUGUGGGGUUAGGUACCAUCUGUACAUGAGUUUUCUGUGUGCUUCUAUAUGUGUGUAGCAUUUUGUCCAUUUAGAUAGGCCGUUUAGUACAUGUAGCCAGUCUUCGUCUGUGAGUUGGAUGGCACAGUCUAGUUCCCAUUGAGUUUUGCAGCGUGGUGGUAUUUUAGGUAUGGUGUCUUCCCACGCUUUAUAGCAUAGGGAAAUGGUUUUUGGUUUUGUGGGGUGUUUCCAGCACCUUUCUAUGAUUGCCUUUGUUGGUAAGGAUAUUUGAGCAUGGGUUGAAUGUUGGUUGCUUACAUGUGUGGUAAUGAUUCCCUUAAGUUGUAGGUAGGUAAAGAACGCGUCAUUGGGAAGUUCCCAUUUGUGUUGUAUGUCGGGGAAUGUCAUCAUUGUUUGGGAUGUAAGUAAUUGGUGUAUGUGUGUUAUUCCAGCCAACGACCACUUGUGUAAGCGUAUGUCUGGCGUGAUGGCCCUUAGGGCCAUCAAUGGUGCCUCUGCCUGGAAUUUAUUUUUGUCCCCUACUUUUUCUAGAAAUGUUGUCCAUAUUUGGAUAGUAUGUUUUGUUGUGGGUAAUAGAUCAGAUCUUAACGACCUCAAUUUUCUUGGUGUCCACAAGUGUGCUAGUGCCAAGUUGUUGCUGAACUGGGCUUUUUCCAUGUCCACCCAUUGUAUGAUCCCCUCAGUAGUGUGGAGCAGUAUCCCUGUUGCUAAAGCGGAUGCCUUAUAGUACAGAUCUAUGUUGGGUAACCCAACUCCACCAUGUUUUGAGUGUUGGUAUAGUAUCGCACUUGCGACGCGUUGCUUUUUGUGUUCCCAUAUGAAUGCGUUGCAUAUGGAUUGUAGUGUUCUUAUCAGUGUUUUUGGUGCUUGUAGAGGGAGCAUUCUGAAUAUAUACAGUAUUUUUGGGAGUAUCACCAUUUUAUACGCAUUUAUUCUGUCUAGCCAGGAGAUGUGUGUUUGCGACCAUUUGUGUGUUUCAUUCUUGCAUUGAUGUGGGAGUGUGAGAUAAUUUGCUUUUAAUACUCCUGCUAUGGUGGGUGCAAUUUUUAUGCCAAGGUAAGUGAGUGAGGUCGUCCUCCAAUCGAAGAGGUAUUUGUCUUUGAGCACAGCUGUGGUGGAGGAGGGGAGUUUGAUGGGUAGUGCUUGCGUUUUGUCUUGGUUUAGACGGUAGUGUGAUAUGUCCCCGAACCUUUCCAAGGUCUCCAACAGGUGGGGUACUGAUGUUUGAGGGUUUUCUAGUGUGAUUAAGAUAUCGUCUGCAAAUAGCGCUAGUUUGUAUUCCUUGCCUAAGAUUUUGACGCCUUGUAUGCGUUCGUUAUUUCUUAUUUUUUGAGCUAGCGGUUCGAGGGAUAGUAUAUAUAGUAGGGGGGAUAGGUGGCAUCCCUGUCGUGUCCCAUUGGAUAUAUGGAAGGUGGCUGAGAGGAAGCCACCAUGGGCCACCUUGGCCGCCGGUUUCACAUAUAGCGCCAUGAUCCCUUUGAUAAAUUCGUCUGGGAUGCCGAAUCUUUGUAAUACUUUCUGCAUAUAGGCCCAAUUGAGUCGGUCGAAGGCCUUCUCCGCAUCAAGUGCCAGCAGGAGGCCUCCAACCGACCCCCUCUCCAUGGUAGCUAGUAUGUUAAGAAUUUUUCGCGUGUUAUCGGAGCCUUGUCUCCCCUUGACGAACCCUGAUUGAUCGUUGUGUAUUAGUUCGCUUAUUAUGACCGUGAGCCUGUUACUUAGUAUUUUCGCAUAUAAUUUGGCAUCCCCAUUUAGAAGGGAGAUUGGUCUGAAGUUUUUGCAGGUGGUGGGUGGUUUGCCUGGUUUGGGUAAUGUCGAGAUGUGAGCUAACAGUAGUUCCUCUGGUAAGGCUCCCGUGUCUAAACUGUGUUGGUAUAGGUUUAGGAGGUGGGGGAGUAGUAGUUUGGAGAAUUCUUUAUAAUAUUUAUUUGGUAGACCAUCUGGUCCUGGGGAUUUGUGUGAUGGUAAGUCAGCUAUGGCUUUAGAUUUUUUAUAUCGGUUGUUUGAGUUGUUGUGCUUUAUCUGAUGACAGGGAUGGGAGGUGAACAGUUGCUAAAAAAUUGUCAAUAUCUGUAAGUGUAGGGACUUUCGUUCCCCCAUCUUCACUCAGGUUAUACAGUUUGUGAUAAUAUGUGGAGAAUUCGUUUACAAUUUUGUUCGGAUCACUGACUUUCUGACCAGUAUUUGUGUUUAGGAAGGCAAUCCUGGAGGCGGCUGAUCUUUGUUUGAGCUGUGAGGCUAGUUUUGCUCCUGCUCUGUUGCCAUAGGCAAAGUACCUGUGUUUGUAUUUUUGUAGCAGGUAUGUGGUUUUGGCCAGUUCAAAGUUUUGUAAUUUAGUGUGAGCUUGCAGGAGAGCUGUUUUGGUCGUGGUUGAUGGUGAGCAUUUGUUUCUAUGUGUUAGUGCCGUUAUUUCUUGGAUGAUUUCUAGGUAUUGAGCUUGGCGUACUUUUUUGGCUUGACUUGCGUGUUUUAUAAAGCUGCCCCUGAUCACCGCUUUGUGUGCUAACCAUACAGAGUUUGGCGAUGUUUCGGAGCGAACAUUUUCUGUGAAGUAGUUUUGGAGGUCUGUUCUGAUUUGGGAUACUAUGAUUGGAUCUUGGAGUAGGGAUUCGUUUAGUCUCCAGGCGGUUUGGCCAGGGGAGGGGUAUUGCUCAGAUAUGGUCAGAGUAAUGGGGGCAUGGUCUGACCAUGAUAUGAUACCAAUUUCUGCACUUAUCAUUCUCUCUAGUGAUGUGUUCUUUAUUAAAAAUCUGUCAAUUCUGGAAUAACUAUUGUGUGCAGCGGUAUAGCAUGUGUAAUCGAUUUCAGCUGGGUGGGAAAUUCUCCAUGGGUCUACAAAGUUAUGUGUCGUUAGUAUUCUGCGGAUGUUGGAUGUUUGUGUGUGUCUCUGUUUUGAAGUGGAUAUGGUUACCGUUCUCGCGGCUGAGGAGUCCAUAUUGAUGUCUAGGAGAAAGUUAGUGUCGCCUCCAAUGAUUACCUCCCCAAAGCUGUACAUUGACAGGAGAGAGAACAUGUUAGCUAUAAAUACUUGUUGGUUUUCAUUAGGGCAAUAGACAUUUAUCAAUGUAUACGGUUGAUUGUUCAUACGACAUUGUAAGAUAAGGUAUCUACCCUUUUUGUCACUUAUUUUUCGUACAAGUUCAAAAACAACAUUCUUAUUGAUUAGUAUCGAUACACCUCUUUUUUUUUUGUGGUAGCACGUGUGGUAGUCUACUGGGAACCAGGCAGAGUUGAACCUGGGUUUGGAUCCCCACUGAAAGUGGGUUUCCUGAAAAAAUGCCACCUGUGCUCCUUGUUUCUUGGCCUCCUGGAGGGCCAAUCUACGUUUGUUAGGCGAAUUUAAGCCUUUGGUGUUUAGCGAGAGAAAUUUUAGUGGCAUGGUACAGUUUUCUUUACGUGUUAUGGUUUGAUCACCGACUAGUUCAGUUGGUGUGGUGGGACAAGCACCGGUUUGUUGGGAUGUUACCUAAACUGUGGGAUGGUGACCUGACGGUCAAUCGAGGGGGAUUGGGGGGAAAGUGAACUAUGUACAGUUGCCCGUCAGCCUCUCCGGCCUAGUGCAAAGGUUUGCAGACGGGUACGUGGGGGCCUACCUAGUAAGCCUUACGUGGGGGUCGGUGGUUUUUAAGUAAGUAAGUUGUGAUAGCCAGUGUCCACCUCGUAUAGAAGGCGGAGAUUAGGGAAGAAGAGGUAAAGAGAAAGGAGAAAAGUAAAAAGAAAAAUUACAAAUAAUAAAAAUAGAAACAUAUAAAAAGGAAGCAGGUAUAAAGCUAAAACAGCAGUUAUACAGUUAGCAGUGGUCUAGCGCCCACCGUGGGCUUUUUUUUUUUUUUUUUUGUCAUUAUUGCUUCAGAGAUGUGCCAUACCUCAGCACCUUCUUAUAUACAUUCAACCUGUUAAACAUGAAACCAGAUUAAGUAGUAAAGUUACGUGUCCAUGUGCGCAGAUGGAGAGGGUUUAGGGAUGAGGAUUUCUUCGGCUUUGAGGGGUCGUCGUGAUCCAUGGAACAUGUUGCCAGUCUCUCGUCACUUUACGGGGUGGUGGCAUGUCCGAAUUUCUUGGGUCAGUUGUUGGGACAGGAACGUUCCAUUCACCCAGAAUUUUCCUUCCUUCUUCUGGUGUCAGAAUUGCUCGAUCUAUUCCAUUUCUCUUGAUGAUUAGUUUUGUAGGGAAUCCCCAUUUAUACAAUAUGUUUGCGUUUCGGAGAGCCGUUGUUAUAGGUGCAAAUGAUCUUCUUUUAAACAUGGUGGCCGCUGAUAGGUCUAUGAACAAUUUAAGGUCCGUGUAUCCGUCCGGAAGGGGUAUAUUCAGCCUGGAGGCCUGCAUUAUUUGAUCUUUGGCCGAGAAGUAGUGGAUUCUAGUGAUAACAUCUCGGGGAAUGGUAGCUGCCAGAUAUCGUGGUUUGGGCAGUCUGUGCGUUCUGUCAAGUCUUAGGUCGGCUUCAGUUAGCGUUGGGACCAUAGAUUUAAACAGCUUCUGUACAUAUUGUGGGAGGUCUUGUGGUCCCACAUUUUCAGAUAUUCCACGGAUCCUAAUGUUGUUCCUUCUAUCUCGGUCCUCAUUAUCUGCAAUCUUCCCCUCUAAGUAUUUGACCUUAUUUUCCAGCGCUACAUGCGCCUCUGCUAAGUCAUUGUGUGCUUCCAACAGGCCCUCUGUUUUUUCUUCCAAAUGCGCUGUCCUGUCCCCCAGUGCCUGGAUGUCAGUUCUUAUAUCAGAUGCCAUUUUUUGUAUAUCAGAGCAUAGGGCUUAUUGAUGCAUCUAGCAUUGUGCUUAUUGAUGCAUCUGUGGCAGGAGUCAUAUCUGUGCUUUGAAAGCUGUUUUGGCUGUCUCCUACCUCAGGUUCCAGUAUGGGGGAUCCUGUGUCUCUGACGCCCAGGGCCGGCCUUAGGGGUGUGCGAGCUGUGCGGCCGCACAGGGCGCCAUGGCAGCAGGGGGCGCCCUAUGGCUGACAGCUUGCACACCCCCUGCCCUCUACCAGGGCUUAGCAGCGAAAGAGACUGUAGGAGGCGGAGCCAAGCUGCCGAUGGGGGCGGAGCCAAGUGGUCGGCGGGGGCGGAGCUAACCGAGGCCUGAAUCUGCUGCCUGGUAAGUGAGACCAUAGUGCCCCUGCUCCCCCUAUAGUACCCCUGUUCCCCAUCUAUCCCUAUAGUGCCCCCCUCUUCCCCUAUAGUAAUCCUGUUCCCCAUCUAUCUCUAUAGUGCCCCCCCUCUACCCCUAUAGUAACCCUGUUCCCCAUCUAUCCCUAUAGUGCCCCCCUCUUCCCCUAUAGUGCACCCUCUACCCCUAUAGUACCCCUGUUCCCCAUCUAUCCCUAUAGUGCCCCCCUCUUCCCCUAUAGUGCCCCCUCUUCCCUAUCGUAACCCUGUUCCCCAUCUAUCCCUAUAGUGCCCCCCUCUACCCCUAUAGUAACCCUGUUCCCCAUCUAUCCCUAUAGUGCCCCCCUCUUCCCCUAUAGUACCCCUGUUCCCCAUCUAUCCCAAUAGUGCCACCCUCUUCCCCUAUAGUAAUCCUGUUCCCCAUCUAUCUCUAUAGUGCCCCCCUCUUCCCCUAUAGUAAUCCUGUUCCCCAUCUAUCUCUAUAGUGCCCCCCUCUACCCCUAUAGUAACCCUGUUCCCCAUCUAUCCCUAUAGGGCCCCCCUCUACCCCUAUAGUAACCCUGUUCCCCCUCUACCACUAAAGUGACCCCCCUCUACCCCUAUAGUACCCCUGUUCCCUAUAGUGCCCCCUCUACCCCUAUAGUACCCCUGUUCCCCAUAUAUACCUAUAGUGCCCCCUCUACCCCUAUAGUGCCCCCAUCUACACCUAUAGUGCCCCUGCUCCCCUUAUAGUACCCCUGUUCCCCAUCUAUCCCUAUAGUGCCCCCAUCUACACCUAUAGUGCCCCUGCUCCCCUUAUAGUACCCCUGUUCCCAUCUAUCCCUACAGUGCCCCUGCUCCCACUAUAGUACCCCUGUUCCCCAUCUAUCCCUAUAGUGCCCCCAUCUACACCUAUAGUACCCCUGUUCCCAUCUAUCCCUACAGUGCCCCUGCUCCCACUAUAGUACCCCUGUUCCCCCUCUACCCCUAUAGUGCCCCUGCUCCCCCUAUAGUACACCUGUUCCCCAUCUAUCCCUAUAGUGCCCCCCUCUACCCCUAUAGUGCCCCCUCUACUCCUAUAGUGCCCCCUCUACUCCUAUAGUACCCAUGUUCCCCAUCUAUCUCUAUAGUUCCCCCUAUCUACCUCUAUAGUGCCCCUGCUCCUCGAUCUACCACUAUAGCACCCCUGCUCCCCAUCUACCCCUAUAGUGCUUCCCCAUUUACCCCUAUAGUGUACCUGAUCCCUCCAUCUACCCCUAUAGUGCCCAUGCUCCUUAUCCAUCCCUAUUGUGCCCAUGCUCCCCCUAUAUUGCCAUUGUUCCCUGUCUACCCUAGUGACACUGCUCCCCUUAUCUACUGCUAUAGUGCAUUGCUCCCACAUCUACCCCAGUGCCCCUGCUCCCCCUAUCUACUGCUAUAGUGAACAAAAAUCACACACGGUCAAUACACACACAUAUCAGACACAGUCAAUACACCCAUUACAAAUAUGGCACACAGAGAACACAUCACACAAUCACGUCUGACACACACAUGAUAAAUGUAGCUGUCUUCCGAGUUCCGGCCAAUCAGAACGUUGCCGCGGAUUACCACAGGAAAGCUCUGAUCACCAGAGAUCAGCAUGCCCUCCCUCCAUGCAAGGUAAUGACAGGGAAGAGGUGAUAAAUAUUUGUUAAUUGUUAAAUUUUCAUUUAAUAAAUCCCCUAUACACAUGGAUGGCGCGGGGGGGGGCGCUGUUAAGAUUUUUCGCACAGGGCGCCUGAAGGCCUAAGGCCGGCCCUGCUGACGUUCAUCUUGGAUUUGCAGAGGGGUUGCUUGCUGCACAUUCAGGUGCGAUUCGAUCGUUUUUUGUUUCAUUUUUUUCGAUAUUUUUGUUGUCAUCUUGUUCUGAGUAGUGGUAGUGCCUGGUAGGGCCGUUUUUGGUGGCUGGUGUGCUGGGAUAUCACGCUGUUAAGCCCACGGUGUGACGGAGCUCACCGCUUAUGCGACCUCUUCCAUGCGGUCCGAAGCCACGCCCCUCAGGGGCAAUGUUUUUAAAACUUCAGGUAUAUUCUGAUGCAUUACUGUUGAGAUAAAUUCUUUGAUAGAGGGUAUUAUCAAAGUUUCUCCAAUAUUAUGGCUUUUACCACUUUUUGCAUAAAGUGUGAUAUACGAUAAGCUGCAGUUAAUCCAUCCUUAUUCUUUGCAUGUUGUUUUUGAAAUGAUGUAGCUAUUGUUGAACGAUUUUGAAAUCUUUUAUAGAUUUCUUGAAAAUAUUCAAUGGGCUUAUCUUUAUCUUGCGAAUGCUUUGUAGCAAGAUGUUCUCACAAUCGACUUGGCUUCAUUGCUUCAUUAGAUAAUGUCUUGUGGCACAGUAAACACAUUGGAAGCUGUUUAUUUGUAACAGAUUCAAUGAAACCCAUCUUCAGAUACUCUGGUAAAUACCCACGAGCAUAUUUCUUUUUUUCAGACAUGGGUUCUAAAUUUGUUUCACAAUUUAACAACUACUUUUAUUCUUACGUUUUGAUCUGCACUCCACACAGCGCUUUUUUCCCUCCUUUUUUCCUUUUUAUUACAAACACCAAAAACAAUGCUGUAUUAGGUGCCAAUUUUUAUUAAGUGUCACCAUCAAAAGAAAUUCCUUUUCCUGCCUUCUAUUGCUUUAACUUCUUUAUGGUAUAUCACUAUAUCAAGGAUCUCUUUUUCCCUUUUUUUUUUUCUCCUUCUCCUUCCUUUACUUAUUUUUUUCUUUUAUUUUAUAAGAUAAAAAACUUAAUUUAUGAGCCAGACUAAACACUGCUUACUCUCCUCCUUUAUUUUAUCUAAUUUUCUCCAUUUUUUUUAUCUUUUCCUUUUUAUCUCCUUUCUUUUACCUUCCUUAGGUACAAAAGUAAAGCUGAGCUAGUUAGUCCACUUAUUAUUAUCAGCCAACAACAAUUCUCUCUUUCCCCUGCCUAUAACUUUUCUUUCUCCUAUUUUGCAACUGCUCUGCUCCGUUUCUGCCUGCUUCUGCCUAUCCCUGCUAUCAGUUUCCACUCCUCUCCUUCCUCUUCCCACAUGUUUGCGUGCAUGCGUGCGUUAGUUCAUUGAUGUGUGCGCUCACGCCCGCCCACUCGCACAAAAGGAGGUUUUAACCUCCGAAAUCCCUACCGCACGCAUUCUCACGCACGUUGGUUGAUUGAUGUGUGCGCUCGUGCCCGCCCGCCCACUCGCACAAAAGGGGGUUUUAACCUCCGAAAUCCCUACCGCACACAUUCUCGCGCACAUUGGUUUAUUGAUGUGUGAGCUCGCACGCUUCUGCCCGCUCAAAAGGCGGUUUUAACCUCCGAAGUCCCUACCGCCCACCUGGAAUCCUGAAACGCCCACUAGUGGGCGGUAGGGACCAGGUUGACGACCCAUGCUCUAGUGAAUAAUCCUGUAAUGGUUAGUUUUCAAACACUGUCUGACCAAAGCUGUAUGCAUAUGGCUGAAGGAUUUUGUCAUAUACUAAAGGUAGGGAUUUUUAUUUUAUUUACAAAUACCUCAUUAAAAAAAAUCUAUUUCCUUUCAAAACUUGAUAAAUGGAUUAUCAUAUUACAAAAUAGUUUUGAGGUGACAGGUGACUUUUAAAUGAGGGAGUCUCGUCUCUCAGGAACUUACAAGGUUGGGAUGCAAUAAACAUUUUGCAAAAAAACAAGCAAAACCGUUAAAUCUAAAACAAAAGAAAAACCAACUUGUUAGCUAUCUGAUAUACUAGCAUACCCAAUAUAGUUCAAAAACACUUUAAUGUAACUAUCACUGGCAAUUCUUUGUGAAGACAUUUUUCUUUUGUUUUUCGCAGGUAAAAUUCUGGUUUUCUGCCCAAAAGGUGUCAGCCGAGCAGCAGUGUUUGUACUUGCUUACUUGAUGUUGCACCAGAACAUGAAGCUCAAAGAUGCCGUCAGUUCAAUUAUCCGUCAUCGUAGUAUCAGUCCUAACAGUGGCUUCUUGAAUCAGCUCCUUGAUCUAGAAAAGGAGCUUGCUCGUCAGAGGACCUGUCAAAAUGCCUCAUGUAGAGAAGGAACUUGCACCCCAGAGUGCCUGUCAAAGCGCCUUACUUAGCC
Messenger RNA from Pelobates cultripes (western spadefoot toad), 21587 nucleotides. The record is from the annotation of a GenBank genome assembly. Lineage: Eukaryota; Metazoa; Chordata; Amphibia; Anura; Pelobatidae.